AUGCUGAUACUGGUGGGACUGGUGCUGUGCCUCGCCCCCGCGGACGCCCUGACUGCCUUUCCCCCAAAGAUUGUGGUGGGGAGCCUGAACGAGGACUUGGUGGUGAAAUGCAACACUUCAAAGCAGCAAGUGACCUGGACACAGAACGGGGAGCUGGAGCCCAUGGCCGAGCUCGUGGCCAAGGGACGGACUCUCACCAUCCUCGGCUUGGACCUGCCGGCCACGGGCAACUACAGCUGCUGGGCCGGCGGCGUCCUGCUGGACACCACCUACGUGGUGGUCAGGGACACCGGUGAGGAGGAGGGCAAGGACGUCUCCUGCCAGGCUGACUCCUACCGCGGCUCCUUCCGCUGCUCCUGGACGGGGCCCCGCUCUGCCAUCUUCCGUGCCCGGCUCACGCGCAGGUGGGUACCCGGGACCCUGGCCCCAGCCCCACGGGCGCCCAGCGCUCACGCCUGCCUUGUUCGCAGUAACGGAUCCUUCGGGGAUUGGGUACCGGUGGCCGGUCGUGGUGGCCAGUUCAACGCCAGCUUCACGGACCCCUCCUUCUGCCCCUUCGCGGAGGAGCUGCACCAACUGCAGCUGCACCUGGAGGGGAUCUCGGACACCUCCUUCUUCAACUUCACCUCCCCCCGCUUCUUCAUCCGUGACAUUGGUGAGCUCAACCCAGCAACAGCGGGGUCCUACUUUGCUCUUCUGUACCGGCUGCAGUACGAGCUCUCCAAUGGCACCCAGGUUGAGAAGUUCGUGGAGGGCGCAGAGAAGACGAUCGUGCAGGGGCAUGUGCGGCGGGUGCGCAUCAGCUGCCAGGACCCCUACGCCAAACCCUCCUGGAGCCCCUGGAGCCCCUGGCAGAUGGUGGAUGCAGCCCAGCAGCAUAGGCUGCGUGCACGCUGA
Cygnus olor (mute swan) is the source of this 897-nucleotide messenger RNA. Its product is annotated as interleukin-12 subunit beta-like. The record is from RefSeq and is a predicted model, not a curated record. Bases 1 to 897 code for a protein of 298 amino acids. The transcript is spliced from 5 exons. Gene Ontology annotation, molecular function: protein binding. Lineage: Eukaryota; Metazoa; Chordata; Aves; Anseriformes; Anatidae.